GCCGAGUCCUGAAGACGACAAGGAAGCUGCAGCCCUUCUCGAGAUCACAAGCACCCAGAUGAGUGAGGUCUUCGCCAUCAGUGAUGACGGCAAGACGUAUGUCAAUCCUGCGAUGCUUCGAGGAGUCCCGGUCGAGCCCAUCAACGAGAGUGAUAAGUAUUGGGAGGCAACAUGGGUCAAAUUCAACGAGGCUAUCGACGAGGACAGGGUGGAGAGAGAGUAUCGGCAGGAGCUCGAUGCCUGGCACAAGCUAACUCAGCAGGGAGACCCCUUGGCAGAAGAGCAAGAUCUCGAGAGAGGAUUCAAGAGAUACCAGCGCAACCUCAACCAAGCCAGGGUCAUCAAGAAGUGGUUCCGCCCCGGCAGCACGGUUCACCCUAACCAAAUCAUGGCCAAGCAUCAUCUGCCCGAUAUGGGACUGUGCAUUGCCCAUGUCCUCUACAAGAUCUGCAAUAUCCUCACACAUCUCGGGGCAUUGCAUGAACGUGGAGAGCUGAGGAUGCCGCCUCUUUACUUCCUCAUGUGGAGAAUGAGCGUCUCCCUCGACCGACAGCCGCGUACCCAUAUGAAGUCAUUCUGGCGUGUCAUCAUCGACGAAGACCACGUCGCUUACGACGAAGUCCUACGCAAGGCCGAGAUCAGAGGCGCCCAGCACAUGGGCGACUACAACUUCUACAACCGUCGAUGGAAGAAGACAGUAUCUGCGAAGGACCAAAGGCGACAGCCUGUUGUCUCUCCCAGUGCAACCAACACAGCCCUCCACCCUCCGGGCCAACCCACGACCCCUUCUCGUAAGUCCCGUUACGACCAAUAUCAGUCCACGCCAGCCACCACUGCAACAUCUGCCCCUCGUCCUGUGGGCUUGCCAAUGACCACCUUGGCCGCUAAAGAAGAACCAACGACCCACGACUUGCAACAACAUCAACGUAAGAGACGACGAUCCGCGGCAACAGUCGAGCAGCAGACUUUGGAGGGAGACAGGGACGCAAUAUCUACCAAGAAGGCGCGCAAAGCGGAAUGGAAAGGAAUGCAACUUGCGUUGCGACCGGUGUCUUCAGCCGAGAGCCUGGCCUCGGAUUCCCCUAAGAUCUCGCUAUUCGCAAAUGAUACAGCGAUGAAGAACAUGUCUCUGUCAUCACAAGGAGAGAAAGAGACACAUGUUACGGACAACGAGCUUCCCCAGCAAGUUCACGACGUCAGGCCAAACAGCGCAAGCGGCAGAAGUGCGCAGGCUUGGAGCGAGUACGCCGAGGAAGUUGAGAGGCGAACCCGUUCCCCAAAGAUAGAAAGCCCUCGCCAAGACGCUUCAGGCUACUUCAUUCUCGUCGGCCAGGAUGACGAGGUACCCGGCACCCAGAAAGACAUUUCAGAGCUUCGGGCUGAGGUCGGAGAGAGUCCGUUCCCGAAGACUGGGAAAAAGGUCUCGCAUGGAUUCAUCUUUCCCUGGUACUGCUGCGAAGCAGCUCGCAGGGCCGAUGAGAGCUGGUAGAAGAAGCGGCUGAACCUAAACAGUUGACAGACGGAUGAGGCAGAAGCGGCUUGACGAAUGCUGGUCGAAUCGAACUCAGCUCUCUGACCAAAUAGGGGAGUUCCGGGGUAUCCCCCCUUUGCUUUCUCAGGAACGAUUGAAUGCGACGUUUAGAUGAUGGACUGUAACAACUUUGUACAAUAGCAGCAGAAGGUAACACUCCCAAAUCAGACCAUCAGCGUCCUUGGUGAGUAUAAAUGGGG
Molecule: messenger RNA, 1731 nt
Organism: Colletotrichum navitas
Lineage: Eukaryota; Fungi; Ascomycota; Sordariomycetes; Glomerellales; Glomerellaceae
Exons: 1
Coding region: 59-1489 (476 amino acids)
Source: RefSeq, a predicted model, not a curated record